UCAAGACCUAAAGAAGGAGGAGGACAGCACCGUGAAGACCUCAGAACAGGGUUACAGUAUUUACUAUCUACCAGGGUGGCACCUAGUGCCUGGCAUGGCCGGAGGUAUUUGCGUGACUCUCUUGCUCCUCCUCAGCGUUGUUCCCACAGGGAGCAGAAAGAGCUGGAGAAGACGUGGCCAGCAGCUUGUGGCCAACAGCCGUGAGAGAACUGAAGGGGGUGGGGAGAGCUUCCCAUUGGAUUUCACUGCUGUGGAGGGAAAUAUGGACAACUUUAUGACUCAAAUUAAGAACCUGGCACAGUCUCUGUACCCAUGCUCUGCACAACGUUUAGAUGAGGAGAUGAAAUUACACCUUUUGAACAACCACUCUAUCACCUGCAAUGAUGGGAGUCCAGCUGGUUACUACCUAAAAGAGUCCAAAGGCAGCCGGCGGUGGCUCGUCUUCUUGGAAGGUGGUUGGUACUGCAUUAGCCGUGAGAACUGUGACCUCCGCUAUGACACCAUGAGAAGAUUCAUGAGUUCGAAAGGAUGGCUAGCCACUAAAAAAGCUUCAGGAAUUUUGUCAACUCAGCCCGAGGAGAAUCCACAUUGGUGGAAUGCUAACAUGGUAUUCAUCCCGUACUGUUCCAGUGACGUCUGGAGUGGAGCUUCACCCAAAUCUGAAAAAAGUGACUAUGCUUUUAUGGGUUCACUUAUUAUACAAGAGGUUGUGAAGGAACUUUUGGGGAAAGGGCUGGACACAGCCAAAGUGCUUCUCUUAGCUGGAAGCAGUGCUGGUGGAACAGGCGUUCUUCUAAAUGUAGACCUGGUGGCUGAGCAACUAGAAGAACUGGGUUAUACCGGGAUCCAAGUACGUGGGCUUUCGGAUUCUGGCUGGUUUCUCGAUAACCAGCAGUAUAGAAGGACUGACUGCACAGAUAUUAUGACAUGUGCCCCUACAGAGGCCAUCCAGAGAGGAAUCAGAUACUGGAAUGGGCUUGUUCCAGAGAGGUGUAAGCAACAGUUCAAAGAAGGUGAAGAGUGGAACUGCUUCUUUGGCUACAAGAUAUACCCAACCCUAAGAAGUCCUGUAUUUGUAGUACAGUGGUUAUUUGAUGAGGCCCAGCUGACUGUGGACAAUGUCCAUUUGAGUGGGCAGCCAGUGCAGGAAAACCAGUGGAACUACAUUCAGAACUUGGGUCGUGAGCUGCGCAGCACCUUGAAGGAUGUUGGGGCCAGCUUCGCUCCUGCUUGUCUGUCUCAUGAAGUCAUCACAAGGAAUCACUGGACAGAAGUGCAGGUCCGUGGGACAUCUCUACCCCGUGCACUGCAUUGUUGGGAUCGCAGUCUUCAGGAAAACAAUAAGAACAGCAAGACCCCCUUAAAGGGAUGUCCCUACCACUUAAUGGACAGCUGCCCAUGGCCACAGUGUAACCCCACCUGCCCCUCCAUCCGCGACCACUUCACCGGGCAGGAGAUGAGCGUGGUCCAGUUUCUCAUGCAUCUUGGGUUUGAUGUUCAGAAGAUGGCAAGCCAACAAGGCAUGGAGCCAAGUAAACUGCUGGGCGUGCUUAGUAGCUAGUUAGGGUAAGCUCUGCGUAAAAUGGUGGGGGGCUGAUAUUUAUGGGGUAAGGCAUCUGACGAUGAUGAAACGAUGAGGGCAUGAAAGGAUAAGAGGAAGUGACCAGUCAUUGUCAGAUGAGGCUUUGGUCAGUGUAGCUUUAGAGCAGAGCCACUAUCCAACUAUAAAUGGGUGGUCUUAUAAGAGGUCAGACUGCCAUAGACCCCACUGCAGUGUGGGGACAUCAAUGUGCCCUCUUCUAUAGUGACUUGAGUCUGAGACCUAUAGAAGAAGAAUUUUUUUUAGAUAAUUUUUGUAAGAUAUAUAUUUUUUUUUUUUAUAAAACAAAGCAAACAAACCUCAU
Messenger RNA from Bufo bufo (common toad), 1904 nucleotides. It is a transcript of the gene NOTUM, whose product is annotated as notum, palmitoleoyl-protein carboxylesterase. The transcript has 12 exons. The coding region runs from base 95 to 1561 and encodes 488 amino acids. NCBI's taxonomy places the organism in Eukaryota, Metazoa, Chordata, Amphibia, Anura, Bufonidae. The record is from RefSeq and is a predicted model, not a curated record. Gene Ontology annotation, molecular function: hydrolase activity.